ACAUCUUCAUCUUCAUCUUCAUCCAGCUAAGGAAAGUAAGGGCAAUGGCAUCACUCUCAUUCAUUGCCACCACCAUUAGUAGUAGCUCCCCCCUCCACCGCCACCACCCUCGAAAGGCGUUGCCUUCCACUACCACAAGGCGUUUUCAUACCUCAUGUGAGCAAGUUGCUAAUACUACUGAUACUAAUGUUAGUGAUGACAACAGCUCUUCUAUUCUAAGGAUGGAUAGACGAAAUAUUCUCCUUGGCGGUUUGGGGGGAGGCCUGUAUGGUGCAGCUAGCCUCGGCCUCUUGGGAGGUGGAGAGCCAUUAGCUGCAAUUGGCGCUCCCAUUACAAUACCAGACCUAACCAAAUGCCAUAAUGCCACCGCAGACAAUGUCGGUGAGGUGCAAUGUUGCCCGCCUUACACCGACAUCAGCACGGCUAUCGACUUCACACCACCUUCUUCAAAGCCCCUCCGUGUGAGGAAACCAGCUCACCUCUUAUCUAAAGACGAGGUGGCCAAGUAUAAAGAAGCUUAUAGAUUGAUGAAAGCUCUCCCAGAAGAUGAUCCAAGAAGCUUCAUGCAGCAAGCCAAUGUGCAUUGCCAGUAUUGCAAUGGUGCCUACUACCAGGCAGGUACUACAGACACGGUGCUGCAGGUCCACUACAGCUGGUUCUUCUUGCCAUGGCACCGUCUCUACCUCCACUUCCAUGAGAGAAUUCUCGGCAGCCUAAUCGGUGAUGACAGCUUCGCUCUCCCCUUUUGGAAUUGGGACUCGGGAUUAGAAGGUAUGAAGAUUCCCAGCGUUUUCACAGAGGAUACAUCCUCUCCGGUAUACAAUGAGAAAAGAAACCUGAGCCACUAUCCACCAGCCAUUAUCGAUUUCGAGUAUGCAUGGGGAGACUCCCCUCCUUCAACGGAUGAAGAGGUGAAAGCUCUGAUACAAAAGAAUCUGUUGCAGAUAAGCAAAGCAUACUCGGAGUCAUUGACUUCACCGGAGCUAUUUAUGGGAGGAGUACUGAGGGCAGGUGGAACCCUAAAUUCACCGGGUAGCUUGGAGACGAUACACAACGGUGCUCAUUUGUGGGUAGGACCUGACGAGGCACCUCACAUGGAUAUGGGCAACUUCUACUCAGCAGGGCGUGAUGCUAUGUUCUACUGCCACCACUCUAACGUAGAUCGAAUGUGGAGCAUCUACAGAGCUAUGCGAGGCAACAAGAUCGAAUUCGAUGAUUCUGAUUGGCUUGACUCUACCUUUGUCUUUGUGGACGAGAACAAGCAAUUAGUCAAAUGCAAGGUGAGUGACAGCUUAAGCACCCUACAACUCCGCUACAUCUUUGAGGAUGUGAGACAUCCAUGGACAGACAAGGGUGUUCGCAAGAAGGUGCUGAAGGCUAAAAAGAAAAGUACAUCGUUGGAUUUGGUCCGAUGCACUGAGUUCGGAUCCACGUCCAAGUCCCUCACCAACACCAUUCGAGUCCUUGCCUCUAGGCCCAAGAAAUCUCGAACCAAGUCUGAGAAGGAGGAAGCUGUAGAGGUGCUUGUUGUAUCCGGCAUUCAAGCUCCGAUGAAUGGUCCGUCCAGGUUCGACGUCUAUGUCAGCAAGCUCUAUGGAGAUGAUUUGGCUGGCCCUGACCUUGGGGAGUUGGCUGGCUACUUCCUUGAACUGCCCCACCAUCUCCCAAGUAAGGGUGGAGAAACCAAGACCCACACGUUCGAUCUCAAGUUGGGGAUAACCAACUUGCUGGAAGAUAUUGAUUGCGAAGCUGCUGAGAAAGUGGUUAUUUCUUUGGUCCCACGUUUUGGAGAAAUCACUGUUGGAGGGGUCGGUAUCCAACACCUCAACACUGACACCAGCUCAGAUUAGAGAAGAGGCCCUCCCUUACC
Molecule: messenger RNA, 1870 nt
Organism: Magnolia sinica
Lineage: Eukaryota; Viridiplantae; Streptophyta; Magnoliopsida; Magnoliales; Magnoliaceae
Product: polyphenol oxidase, chloroplastic-like
Exons: 2
Coding region: 45-1850 (601 amino acids)
Molecular function (GO): catechol oxidase activity
Source: RefSeq, a predicted model, not a curated record